GGCUACAGCAUUCAAGAAAAAAUUGACUUUGAAAUGCGAAUGCGAGAAGGAAUUUGUAAACUGCUUGCUGUGACCACGCAGAAAGACCAGACGUUGCAUGCAGUUAAAAACCUGAUGGUUUGCAAUGCUCGCAUCCUGGCCUACAAGACGGAACUACAGAGGUCUUCAGAUUUUGCUGCUAAAGGCCGUGAAGCUUGUAAGGGCAAGGUUGCCAUAUCAGACCUUAGAAUACCGUUGAUGUGGAAAGGCUCUGAUCACUUCAACAAUAAAGAUAGAACCCAGCGUUAUUCAGUUUUUUGCUUAUUCAAAAUAGGAGCUCAAGUGUUUGAUACAGAUUUGCUUAUUGUGGAUAAAGCAAUAACAGACAUCUGUUUUGGAAGUGUAACUGUGUUUGAGGGAGUUGAGCCAGACUUCCAGCUAAAGGUUGAAGUAUAUAGCUGCUGCUGUACUGAAGAUUCUUCAAUCAUACCAAACACUCCCAAGAAGUUAGUUAAGAAACUGAAAACCUCUAUCGGCAAAGCUACUGGGAAGAAACUCAGCUCCACAUCAGAUGAUGACAACCCUGAAUUGUUAUUACUCAGUGACGCAACUGUAGUUGGUGCAAAGUACAGCUUGCUGGCACAUGCAACUUUGGGACUGGAAAGUGUUGAGGACAAUUUCAAGACUCACAACCUUACUAUUGUAGGAAAUGAGGAGUCAUCUUUCUGGCUUCCCUUGUAUGGCAGUAUGUGUUGUCGUUUGGUUGCUCAACCAUCCUGCAUGAUCAAGGAUCUGAUGGCGGGUUUUCUUAAUCAACAGCAAAUCAUAGGGAAGUUGACUUCCUGGAGGAGGCUAUACUGUGUGCUAAGAGGUGGGAAGCUCCUUUGUUACUAUACACCAGAAGAAAUAGAAGCUAAAGUGGAGCCCACUCUGACUGUUCCUGUCAACAAGGAAACCAGAAUUUGUGCUGUGGAUAAAGAUAGCCAUAAGAAAGCCAAAAAAUUUUGUAUUCUCAACCCUGAGGCUGGGGAAGGCAUGACUCACAUUUUUGCAGCUGAAAGCCAGGAAGACCUUUCUAAGUGGACAGAAGCUUUUUGGCAACACUUCUAUGAUUUCAGUCAGUGGAGACACUGUUGUGAAGAAUUCAUGAAAAUUGAGAUUAUGUCACCACUGAAACCACCAUUGUUCUUGACGAAAGAGGCAACUUCAGUUUACCAAGAUAUGUGUAUUGAUUCCCCAGUAAAACAUGAAGGACUACUUGAUAUAGUGCGACAAAAAAAUAAGGACACCGAUGGCAAGUUCCUGGUUGGCCAACAUGAAGAAUGUGUCUCCCCUCCAUGGGCUGCCAUGUUUGAUGGCUCUCACCAAAUGGUUGUGCAGAAGAAUACACUUCCAGGCACUAGCAAAGUAAACCCUAAUGGAAGCAAAGGCACCAAAAGACGAGCACCUCUUCCACCAUCUGAUAAGCCACCAUACGCCUCAGCAGCACCAACACCACCUGCUCAACUGAACAAGGAGAACAUUGGGAAUAAUUCUCCCCUUGCGCAUAGGACGUUGUCAUUUGGUUCUGGGCAGACUUCUUUGCCUCACUUGCAGAGACCUAUUGUGGCUCCUCGCAAAUCAGUUACUUGCUGGAAAGGUACCUCUACUGAUGAUGAAACUCCUGUCCCUCCUACAAAGCCAGUUCCUCCUCCAAGGCAGAAAUCGGUCAAAGAGGCUAGAUCUCGGUUGCAAUUGCAGGCGUAA
This is a messenger RNA of Gekko japonicus, 1725 nucleotides long. It is a transcript of the gene RTKN2, whose product is annotated as rhotekin 2. Lineage: Eukaryota; Metazoa; Chordata; Lepidosauria; Squamata; Gekkonidae. Gene Ontology annotation, biological process: hemopoiesis; signal transduction; positive regulation of cell population proliferation. The record is from RefSeq and is a predicted model, not a curated record. The annotation marks the transcript as partial. The transcript has 12 exons.